This is a messenger RNA of Mugil cephalus (flathead mullet), 6282 nucleotides long. Its product is annotated as DDB1- and CUL4-associated factor 1-like. Gene Ontology annotation, molecular function: nuclear estrogen receptor binding; histone H2AT120 kinase activity. Gene Ontology annotation, cellular component: Cul4-RING E3 ubiquitin ligase complex; nucleus. The record is from RefSeq and is a predicted model, not a curated record. NCBI's taxonomy places the organism in Eukaryota, Metazoa, Chordata, Actinopteri, Mugiliformes, Mugilidae. The transcript is spliced from 25 exons. Gene Ontology annotation, biological process: protein ubiquitination. The coding region runs from base 218 to 4912 and encodes 1564 amino acids.
GUCGCUCGUGCAGUGACGUGUAGAACGUGUUCGCCAUAAUGAUAAUAAACGGUGAACACAAAUCUACAUUAAAGCAAAUUAAGGGCUGGCUGUGAAGCGGUGAUCGAUGCGUUGACAUUCACUGAGCAGCAAUUAAAUUGGGACUCAUCGGUGGAUACAAGCCCCGGUGAUUCUGCCAGAACCAAGCAACAACUCAACGGAACAACGAGGCUGUGCUAUGGCAUCGGCUUCUGCAAGCGUGGACUCGAAGGCAGAGCUGACUGCUCUGCUUGAACAGUGGGAGAGGGAUCAACAAGGCAGCACACAGGAGCUGGUUAACCUGCUCACCAAAAUCUCAGAGCUUGUUGAGAAGGAGACAGAGGAGUACCACAAAGCGGACCCCGACCCUUUUGAUGAUCGACAUCCUGGGAGAGCUGAUCCAGAAUGCGUGCUCGGGCACCUCCUCAAGAUCCUGUUCAAAAACGAUGACUUCAUGAACACGCUGGUGAACAGUUAUGUGAUGACCAGCAGAGAAUUUUCCCUGAAUGCUGCUGCUUGCCGCCUGCUUCAGAACAUCAUGCCUGGUCUGGAGACAGCUGUGGUUUUUCAAGAAAAGGAGGGCAUAGUUGAAAGACUGUUCAAGUGGGCUCAGGAGGCCGAGCAGCCCCUCAGAAUCUAUGCCACGGGCUUGCUGGCGGGCGCCAUGGAGAACCAGGACAUUGCAGCCAACUACAGAGAGGAGAAUUCUGUCUUGGUGCCUUUGAUGCUGCAUCGGUUGCGUGAGCUUCAGGACAAGGAUGCUGAAAACAAAAGGGAAAUCAAACGGCCGAGCCCCCGGAAGACUCUAGGUGAACCUCUGCUACCUUUGGAUGAGGAGACUGUCGAUGGAGGCUUUGAAGAGAAGCCCUUUACACCAAGUAGAAACGGAGCUGAAAAGGAGGGGGCGGGGCCAGAGGAGGACAGCGGAAUUCCCUUCUCAACCAUCGAGCCCGAAAACGAACUUUCGUUCCGUCUCAACUCCCCUCAUAAGACCAGCAGCCGUGCCAACUCAGCUGUGAAAACCAUGAUGAAGCCCAUGUCUGCCCCCGGGUCAUUGACAUACCAAGGCAUGUCCGAUGGCAGCAGUUACCUGAGAAGGAGAGCAGAGAGGGAGAGCGGCAGGACCUCAAAGCAGAAGCUAAAUUUCUCUUUGCCAGACCCAGAGAGGAACUUCAGCGAGCUUUCCAACAGCAGCUGGUCUGAGAUGAGCCCUUGGGUGAUUGGCAACAACUAUCACUUAUACCCUCUGACCCCAGAGAUCGAGCAGAGGCUCAUCCUGCAGUAUCUCACUCCUCUGGGGGAGUAUCAAGAGCUUCUGGCAGUGUUCAUGCAGAUGGGAGCUCGUGAGCUGCUCAUGCAUUAUAUGGAUUUAAAGCAGACCAACGAUGUGCAGCUCACCUUUGAGGCUCUCAAGUAUCUGGCUUCGCUGCUGUUGCACAAGAAAUUUGCUGCAGAGUUUGUUGCUCAUGGAGGAGUUCAGAAGUUGCUGGAGAUCCCCAGGCCCUCCAUGGCUGCUACUGGAGUGUCACUGUGCCUCUACUACCUUGCCUAUAACCAGGACGCAAUGGAAAGGGUGUGCAUGUUGCCCCACUCCAUCCUGUCAGAUGUGGUUGGCUACACGCUGUGGCUGCUGGAAUGCUCACACGCAUCCGGCUGCUGCCACGCUACCAUGUUCUUCUCCAUCUCCUUUUCUUUCCGCGCCGUCCUGGAGCUUUUCGACAAGCAGGACGGGCUCCGGCGCCUCGUCAAUCUGAUAAGCACGCUGGAAAUCCUGAACCCCGAGGACCAGGGAGCUCUGCUGAGUGAUGAUGAGAUUUUCUCCAGCAGGCAGACGGCCAAGCACACCUGCAUGGCUCUGCGCAGGUACUUUGAGGCCCAUCUGGCGAUCAAGGUGGAGCAGGUGAAGCAGUCCCUGCAGCGCACAGAGGGCGGUGCCCCCAUACACUCGCAGCCAUACUACAAGGCUGUGAGCUAUAGCCGCGAGCAGGUAGUGGAAAUGAUGGAGUUCCUGAUAGAGUACGGUCCUCUCCGACUAUACUGGGAGCCAGCGGAGGUUUUUCACAAGCUGUCUUGUGUUCAGCUCCUCCUGCAGCUCAUUUCCAUUGCCUGUGACUGGAGAACCUACUAUGGAAGGAGUGAUACCGUGCGUUAUGCCCUUGACAUCCUGAGUAUCCUCACAGUCGUUCCAAAGACCCAGCUGCUGUUGUCUGAGGCUGUUGCUGUGCUUGAUGAAGGAGGAUCCACUGUUUCAACCGUCGGGAUGAGUAUAGUCUUGGCAGUGGCAGAGGGAGAGGUAUUUGUGAAUGAUGCAGAGAUCCAGAAGUCGGCUCUGCAAGUUGUCAUCAACUGCGUCUGUGCUCCAGACAAGCGCAUUUCCAGCAUUGGCAAGUUCAUAGCGGGAACUCCCCGUCGUCGCCUGCCACAGCAGACCAAAGCCAGCGAGAGUGUGCUCACUAAGAUGUGGAAUGUGGUGCAGUCCAACAAUGGCAUCAAGGUGCUGCUGUCCCUGCUGAUGGUGAAGAUGCCCAUUACUGAUGCAGAUCAGAUCCGAGCCCUGGCCUGCAAAGCUCUCGUGGGCCUGUCUCGCUCCAGCUCCGUCAGACAGAUCAUCAGCAAGCUGCCUCUGUUCAGCAGCGGACACAUCCAGCAGCUCAUGAAGGAGCCUGUGCUCCAGGACAAACGCAGCGAGCACGUCAAGUUCUGUAAGUUUGCGGCGGAGCUGAUAGAAAGGAUUUCUGGGAAGCCGCUGCUCAUCGGUACGGACGUGUCUCUGGCCUGGCUGCAGAGGGCCAGCGUGGUCGCUCAGUCCAGGAUCACCUUCCCCGACAAAGAGCUGCUGCUGCUUAUUAGGAACCACCUUGUGGCCAAAGGCCUUCAUGACACGGCCACCACGCUCACCAAGGAGGCAGACCUCCCGAUGUCAUGUCUGUCUCAUUCCUCGCAUUCGACGUCUGCUUUCCCCCCCGUCGCUCCGCCCCCCCCUGCCUCCCCUGUCGCCACUCUGCCCCGCACGCCGCGCCUUGCCAACGGUGUCGUGUCAAGACUCGCAAGCCACGCGUCGCACUCAUCCACCCCAGGGUCCAACCACCCACAGACACGUCCCUCUACGUCACAACCCACCGGUUCUUCUUCUUCUUCUUCUGCUGCGUUCCCCUCAACGUCUGUCCCUCACUGCAACAACGGCUCCCCCCUCAUCGGGCGAAUCGUUUUCUCUCGCGAGCGGCAGGCGCUGGGCGGCGCGGGGUCCUGCAAGAAGCCCCGGGUGCUGCGUCAGAAGUCUGACCACGGGGCUUUCAGCCAAAGUCCGGCCAUGAAGAAGCAGUUUGACAGGCACCUGCCCUCCCCCCCUGCAUUAGACAGCAUUAUCACAGAGUACUUGAGGGAACAGCACGCGCGCUGCAAAAACCCCGUCGCAACCUGUCCUCCUUUCUCUCUGUUCACCCCCCAUCAAUGCCCCGAGCCCAAACAGAGACGCCAAGCGCCCGUCAACUUCACGUCCAGACACACGAGGAGGGUCAUCUACCCGAAAUACGGAGGCGUGGACGGAGGAUGCUUUGACAGACAUCUCAUCUUCAGCAGGUUCCGUCCCAUCUCGGUGUUCAGGGAGGCAGACGAGGACGAGAGCGGAUUCAUGUGUUGUGCCUUCUCAGCCCGCGAGCGGUUCUUGAUGCUCGGGACGUGCACGGGGCAGCUCAAGCUCUACAAUGUGUUCACAGGCCAGGAGGAAGCCAGCUACAGCUGUCACAGUUCAGCCAUCACUCACCUGGAGCCCUCACGGGACGGUUCUCUGCUCCUAACGUCAGCUUCUUGGAGUUACCCCCUGUCUGCACUGUGGGGCAUGAAAUCAGUGUUCAUCAUGAAGCAUUCUUUUCUGGGCGACCAUUACGUGGAGUUCAGCAAGCUUUCACAGGAUCGUGUCAUUGGUACCAAGGAGCACAUGGCACGAAUUUAUGACAUCCAGACGGGUCAGGUGACUCUGACCUUAAACAACCCGGACCUGGCAAACAACUACAAGAGGAACUGCGCCACCUUCAACCCGACAGACGACCUGGUGCUGAACGACGGCGUCCUGUGGGACGUGCGCACGGCGCAGGCCAUACACAAGUUUGAUAAGUUCAACAUGAACAUCAGCGGCGUGUUUCAUCCCAACAGCCUGGAGGUCAUCAUAAACACGGAAAUCUGGGACCUGAGGACGUUCCACCUCCUCCACACGGUUCCCGCUCUGGACCAAUGCAGAAUAGUCUUCAACAACAACGGCACUGUCAUCUAUGGAGCAAUGCUGCAGGCGGACGAUGAAGACGACAUGAUGGAAAUGCAGAUGAAAAGUCCUUUUGGUUCAUCGUUCAGGACGUUCAACGCCACCGACUACAAACCAAUCGCCACAAUUGAUGUCAAGAGGAAUAUAUUUGACCUUUGCACAGACACAAAAGACUGCUACCUGGCUGUGAUUGAGAACCAAGACUCAGUCAACACUGACACAGUGUGCCGGCUGUAUGAAGUCGGUCGACAGAGACUUGCGGAGGAAGAGGAGGAGGACGAAGAGGAUCAGGAGGAUGACGAUCAGGAGGAAGACGACGACGACGACGACGAUUCAGACGACGACGUUGACACAGAUCCCCUCAUCGCCGAGCUGGAGAACGAGAACGGCGGGGAGGACGAGGACGACGAGGAGGACGACGGGAACGAUGAAUUCUCCCCCUCCGACGACGAGGAGGUAGCGCGUCUGCUCGGGGAGGAUCCUGAAGCCGGGGACGAUGACGACGACGAGGACGAGGACGAGGACGACAAUGAUGACGACGACUCGGAUAACGAUGAUGCUGAUCUGGAUGGUGACAACGACAGCUCGGACAACUCUGACCUUGAGGAUGACAUCAUCUUAUCCCUGAACGAGUGAGGAGGAGCCUUCGGCCUUCGGCGUCGAGGGCUGAGGAUCCGGACAAGGCGUCGAGCCUCCUGCCUCGUAGACAUUUGAGCUGCAGAAGAGCAGGCACGAAAAAGAGGAUAUUAUCAGCAGAUAAUGUGGGAGAAAACCUGGAGCACUGCCAGUUUGAAACAGUAGGUGUCGGCACACUUUGAGUGACAAGACCGAGGAGGAGCAAGCUCACAGAUAGAGGGGUGAAAAAAACAAAAAGAAAAGCAACAAUGCACACAAAUUGACUUGCUGUUGGGCAAAAAUGAUUGUAUAUUAUAUAGUUUUAUACAACAGAAGUGAGCUUGAUGAUGAGUGAAACGGCCAGUGUGUCGAUGCAGUGAAAGAGAAGUUUGAUAUUUUCUCACAUUAAUGGCUGCGUAAAUGAGCCUCUUCAUUUGAUAUUGAUCCCCUCACUUUGUAAGCCUCUGUUUGGUCCCAGAUUAGUCUUUGUACGAGGAGCGGCCUUGCAACGCACGGUCCGCGUGUGCAUGCGUGUGUGUCGCUGAGGAUACAAUGCUCUCUCAAGCUUGUACUUUGCCACACCGCCCGGAGUAAUCACCAAAAAGUACUGAAGUAUUGAAUUAGGCAGCUAACGCGAUGCACAAACACGUUGCCGACGGUUCGCCAAGCGUUAAAACCCGACUCCAGGUUUUUCGCUUUCACCAUAAAUUGAUGACCAAAACGCCAGACACAGCAGUGCCACUCGCGAACGCCGCCUCCUGAUUUCAUUAUGUAAAUAGGGAAAUUAAAUAAGCUUGGUGCUCUAACUAGCGUGGACACUGUAAGGAAACCAAUCACUCAUCCGCUCACCGUCAACACGACAUGCAAGGUUAACUCUCGGACUCUGCGCCAUUGCGUCGAGUUGCGCCACUUUACGGGGUCACGCGAGGAUCCGGGUUGAGGGGAGGAUCCUCGGAGACGUGGUUCAGCACAGCUCCAGUCACACAAUAGACGUUUAACAUAAACACACGUUAGAAAACCGAGCAUUUAUCACUGUGACCUUGGUUCAUUGGAGGAUUGAUGUGCUUCCACUGUACAAAUUCAUCCCAGAUUGAUUUUGUUAAUUCUUUACAUUUUAAAUUAUCAAAUGAAAGAGAAGCAGAGUAUUUCAGAUGAGUGUUCCUCUUAUUGACUGACCAGAAACUUUGCAUUGACGUCAGACUGAUGCCUAGCACGCGCACGGUGCAAAUCGUUUCAUGAUUUUUCUCAUGUUUUUUUUUUGGCCUGCAUCAAUCAGUUUUAUUCGUUUUCUUUUCCACAAGCAGAGUCUUGUGUUGAGUUUGUUGAGACCGUUUAUGUACAGCUUGUAUGUAUCUAAAGUAUUUUUACUAUAAAUAAAGCCGCAAAAAUUA